Ornithorhynchus anatinus (platypus) is the source of this 996-nucleotide messenger RNA. Its product is annotated as vomeronasal 1 receptor ornAnaV1R3161. Bases 1 to 996 code for a protein of 331 amino acids. Lineage: Eukaryota; Metazoa; Chordata; Mammalia; Monotremata; Ornithorhynchidae. The record is from RefSeq and is marked inferred. The transcript has a single exon. Gene Ontology annotation, cellular component: membrane. Gene Ontology annotation, biological process: G protein-coupled receptor signaling pathway. Gene Ontology annotation, molecular function: pheromone receptor activity.
AUGCAGUUGAGUGAUGCUGUCUUGGUCACUUUCUCCCUCUCUCAGACUGGAAUUGGACUCCUGGGGAACAUAACACUUUUCACAGUGUACAUCCGCAUCUUCAUUUGUUGCCCUCAGCAGAGGAAGUCCACGGACCUGAUCCUAACACAGCUGACAGUCAUCAACUCAGUGACACUUCUCACCCAGGGGGUCCCAGUGUUGAUGUUCCUCUUUGACGUGGAGAAUAGUCUUGGUAACAUUGGGUGUCAGAUCCUGGUCUACACCAGGAGAGUGUUCCGGGGUCUUACUAUCUGUACCAUGUGUCUUCUGAGCGUGUUCCAGGCCGUCACUAUCAGUCCCAGCACUUCCCACUGGGCCCGACUCAAAUACCGGGCCCCCAAGUGCAUCCUCCCUUCCCUGCUCUUCUUCUGGAUCCUCCACCUCUUCAUGUAUGCUAAUGUGUGGAAAACCACUGUAGCCAGCAAAAAUGUCACUCUCCCAGUUAACAAGUAUAAUCUAAAAUACUGUACCAAUGUAUUCUGGUUAAGUUAUUUAACUGAUGUUGUAUUUCUAAGUGUUAUUACCUUCCGAGAUAUCUUCUUUGUGCUCUUCAUGACCUGGGCUAGUGGCUACAUGGUGAUCGUGUUGCAUCAACACCACAAGCAAGUCCAGCACAUCCACAGCACCAGCCUCUCCCCCAGAUCUUCCGCAGAGAGCAGAGCCACCCAGACCAUCCUGCUCCUGGUCACUUGCUUUGUGUCCAUCUACUGGAUCACCAGCAGCAUCACACUCUCUUUCAUCUUUGUGGAGGAAAACUUCAAGCUGAAUGAUACUGUAGCUUACCUGAGUGCUGGUUACCCCUCCCUCUGUCCAUGGGUGCUGAUUGGCAGUGAUCCCCGGGUCCCCAAACCUCACUGUUUCCUCAGGAAGGUUCAAGGUCCAUCCCCACCUCCGGCUCUCAAUUAUGGACAACAGAACAGCUCCUCGCCCUGUUCUCUGGUCACAGCCACAGGAUAA